This is a messenger RNA of Bufo bufo (common toad), 676 nucleotides long. Its product is annotated as actin-associated protein FAM107A-like. The record is from RefSeq and is a predicted model, not a curated record. Lineage: Eukaryota; Metazoa; Chordata; Amphibia; Anura; Bufonidae. Gene Ontology annotation, biological process: actin filament bundle assembly; regulation of actin cytoskeleton organization; actin filament polymerization. Bases 10 to 573 code for a protein of 187 amino acids. The transcript is spliced from 6 exons. Gene Ontology annotation, cellular component: synapse; stress fiber; neuron projection.
CGUCUGGUGAUGUCACAGACCCCAGAGGAGAAAAGCCUCACCAAGACCAUAGACCAACAGUGGAGAAUGAAUCCACCCAUCCCACCACAGUGCAGGAUAUCACAGGAAUUAUGGAUGUGGGCCAAAUGUCAAGUCUUGUCCUCACUGCGUAUGCCCUUUGGUAUUGGGAACAGUCUGCCAGCUCUCAAAAAAGCUGCAGGCAAAGAAGGGUCUUGUAACUCAGUCUCCAUCACACCCUACAAACCUGACAACCCUAUGAAAUCCUCGCGAACCCACCAGGAACUGCACCGAGAACUGCUGCUCACGUAUAAGAAGGGCCUGGUCCUACACAGUAAGCCUGAACUACUGCGCGUUAUGGAGAAGAGAAGGUCUCAGUGGCAGGAACGUCAGGACACAAAGACGUCUCCUUGCCCCCUACAGCAGGAACUGCACAAGUGGCAGCUGCGAAGAGAAGAGAAAGAGCAGAAAUCAACGAAUGAAGGUCCAGCAGUCCAUGAGUUCCUCAAAGUGAGAGAAAACCUUCGUAAAUCCUCAACAAAAGAUGCCCAGAGUCCACCACCACCUGUCAGCUGAAUACAACUUUCAAUAAUGGACCUGUCCAACCACAAUAUGACAUGGACACUUGUCCUUUUGAGAUACUUUGCAGACUGUUUGCUCCAUCUGUGUUCUGGUGGUC